GCCAGUCAGUUGUUCGGCGGGUCGAGUUACAGCGGGGUGCGAGAUAUGACGACCGGGUGGUAGUUAGUUGGCGCUCCUGGUUAGCGCACCGUCUCUGCGAAACAGGUGGGAGCCGAGCCGUGUCAUAAGCAGCAGCAUGGCGCAGUCGCACAUCCUGUCCGCCGUGGAGCCCGAGCUGGCCGGCAGGGGCGUGGCCGGGAAGGGCGACCCGUCGGAGCGGGACCUCAGCAUCACGCUGGACGACCGCGACCUCUGGACCAAGUUCCAGUGCCUCACCAACGAGAUGAUCGUCACCAAGAACGGCAGGAGAAUGUUCCCUGUGGUGAAGGUAACUGCUUCUGGCCUAGAUCCUGCAGCCAUGUACACAGUGCUGCUGGAAUUUGUGCAGAUAGAUCCCCACAGAUGGAAGUAUGUGAAUGGUGAAUGGGUACCAGGGGGGAAGGCAGAGGUGCCACCUCCAAAUCCCAUAUACAUUCACCCAGAAUCACCCAACUUUGGUGCUCACUGGAUGAAAGAGCCCAUUUCAUUUGCAAAGGUUAAGCUCACAAACAAGACAGAUGGAAAUGGACAGCAGAUAAUGUUGAACUCUCUCCACAAAUAUGAGCCUAGAGUUCACCUAGUAAAGGUCGGAUCAGAGCAACGCAGAGUUCUUACAUACCCUUUCCCAGAGACACAAUUCAUUGCUGUUACUGCUUACCAAAAUGAAGAGGUAACAUCAUUAAAAAUAAAGUAUAAUCCCUUUGCUAAAGCAUUUCUGGAUGCAAAGGAACGACCUGAUAACAUUUAUCAAAGAGAAUUCAUGCAAGGAUAUCCUCAAACUCAGCAGACGCAGUACCCUCAAUACAGUUCCUGGUUGUUGCCGCAGCCAGUUUAUUCUCCACUAUCAUCCCCAUGUGACAGGCAUCAUGCGACAUUGCGGAACCCGCGAACUUCUCCGUAUCCUACAGUACAGCAACAUCGCACCAACAAGCCCCUGUCAUCCACACCUCCUCCCCCACAUGUCGCCUACUCCGAGCCACAGUCGACAACUGCAAGCAUGUUCAGCCCACCGACAAGUUUUGCGUGGUCAGUCACAUCAGCACAACCAAUGAGCUCGCCUUCAGCAAACAUCGGAAGCAGUGGGGCGUGGUCGGUGCCCGGAAGCUCGACGCCACCACCCACUCACUCCCUGGGGACACCACCACCACCUCCCCCACCAUCAGCGGGAUAUGCUACUUGGCAUCAUCUUGGAACAAUGGACCUGGCAGGCCAAGGGUCACCUUACCACCAGCACUAUCAGGGAACAGAGUUCCUGCCACUCAUAGCAGAUGAGCCCACAACGGCCCCAGCUCCCGAGUACCAUCAGCCGUCACCUCAGCCGCAGCAGCGAUCCUCUCCGGUCUCCCUGUAUCGGCACGAGAAGACCGAACCAUACAGCGACGAAGGCACGGGAUCGCCAGCAUCACGCAACGAGUGCUGGAGUCCACUGCCUCAUGCUACACUGUGAUUUUUGUGUUACUCUAGGUAACAGUCAUAUUUAAGUCUUUCCGAAUGAACGGUACAUGGAAAAACAGAAAUUUGUGAAGUGUCGGUUGUGAAAACAUUUUUCUUCUUCUUUUAACAAGCAAGUUUGCACCUCUACAUUUCAAUAAAUGAAUAGAAUACAGAGGAACUGAACUGUACAGCCAAUGUCUGUAAAAGUGUAUAUAAUCAUGGAAUCCUAUUUGAUUCAACUCAAAAAUUUCCAAAGCUAGGUAUCUCAUUUCUUGUAUGUAAAUAAACAGUUUAUGGAUUGUAUUGCAAACAAACCCCCAUUUGCUCUAAUGAGUUUUGUCUUAUACCACCAAGAUAUAAUUUGACACUAUGUUUACUGAUAAAGCAGAAAAAUUUGUAAACAUACAUUUUCAGACAAUAUGUAGAUUUAGUAUCAUAGUAAGUCCUUAUUGUACAUUAAUGAUGUUAAUAGUAGUGUAUUGCAAAGGUUAUCACAUGUUUAUCGAAAGUGUAAAAUGAACAUUCUGUCAUGCUGUUCCUGCUACUGAAAUCAAUGUACUAUUGGUCUAAUUUUCUGUGUGCUUUGUACAUAGUAUCUGCAAAAGGUAAAGAGACAAACUUCAUCUCAUGUAAAACUUCUUUUCCAGUGGGACAAAGGUACUGCUUGUAAUGGACCACCUGCUAGAUGAUCAUUCACUUCAAAACAAAUAAACAAACUGAUGUCAUAAAUUGAUAUUCAACCAGCAAGGGCCGCUAAAGCAAUUCACACAACAUUGUUGUGUCUCUGAGGCUGGCAGCAGUUGUGCACAAAACACUAGCAUCUAAAACUAGAGUGUCACAUGAUCAUGUGCAGUAAUGGUCCAUAUGAAAGUUUAAAUGUAAAUCAAGCUAGACAAAAAGGAAUUAAGAAAGAAGAAUAUACUGUGACAUAAUUUUUAUGGAAGAUACAGCUUUGACUUUCUUCGAGGGCUGGCUGUUCCUUGGCUGACCACACACAGAAAGCAUUCACUGUAAGGUUAAUUAAGUAAAGCAUUCCAACUGAUGGUCCAGCUGUUGCUUUGAAUUGUAUAUAUUGGUGCCUCUACUGAAGAACAGAAGCUCCCAGGGUGCCUUAUCACUCAAUAGAUUCUUGGAAUGUUUUGCAAAGAAGUCACAACAUAAAUUUCAAUACAAAUUUAAUAUAAAUAUUACCAAAACAUGCAAUAUACUGAAUUUUACUACCUUAUAUAAAAUAAUGCCAUUUUGGAAAGAAGCGAAAGUGUGCUAAAUGGCGACCACUGCUUCCAUUUUUGAUAAGAAUAAAUUAUUGCAAAUAAUAUUUUUAAACAGCAUGAAUUCAACUUCAGUUCAAACUGGUCAUACCAAAUAAACUGUAAAAUGGCAAGUAAAACAGUUCGCAUUUCACUCUUUUAUAGUUACAACAGUUUCGUGUGUUUGUGAGAAUUCUCUCAUUCAUUUUGCGUUGCCCUAUUAUAUAAUACUUGUGAAAAGGCUCAUUUGUAAUUAUGGGGCUCAUGUGAAGACUGCAAAUGUAGCAGUUGGAAAAAAAAUUGUUCAGUCACAUAAAUAUUUAUAUGUUGCUACUGUAAAUGAACUGUAAGUGAAUAUAAAAUCAAAUUUUUGGCUAUAGUAAUAAAAUAUUUUAUCACAUACA
Molecule: messenger RNA, 3127 nt
Organism: Schistocerca gregaria
Lineage: Eukaryota; Metazoa; Arthropoda; Insecta; Orthoptera; Acrididae
Product: T-related protein-like
Exons: 9
Coding region: 137-1486 (449 amino acids)
Biological process (GO): cell fate specification; positive regulation of DNA-templated transcription; regulation of transcription by RNA polymerase II
Cellular component (GO): nucleus
Molecular function (GO): DNA-binding transcription factor activity, RNA polymerase II-specific; RNA polymerase II cis-regulatory region sequence-specific DNA binding
Source: RefSeq, a predicted model, not a curated record